Tupaia belangeri chinensis (Chinese tree shrew) is the source of this 1653-nucleotide messenger RNA. Its product is annotated as protein DEK-like. The record is from RefSeq and is a predicted model, not a curated record. Lineage: Eukaryota; Metazoa; Chordata; Mammalia; Scandentia; Tupaiidae. Gene Ontology annotation, biological process: regulation of double-strand break repair; chromatin organization. Gene Ontology annotation, molecular function: DNA binding; histone binding. Gene Ontology annotation, cellular component: nucleus.
AUGUCGUCCUCCGCCCCGGCGGCCGAGGGAGAGGUGACCCCUACCCAGCCCGAGUCCCAGAAGGAGCCCGAGAAGCCCGGCCUCCGGGAGGAGAGUGAGGAGGAGGAGGACGACGACGACGAAGACGACGACGAGGAAGAGAAAGAAAAGAGUCUCAUCGUGGAAGGCAAAAGGGAAAAGAAGAAAUUGGAGAGGCUAACAAUGCAAGUCUCUUCCUUACAAAGAGAGCCAUUUACAAUUGCUCAAGGAAAGGCGCAAAAACUUUGUGAGAUUGAAAGGAUACAUUUCUUUCUGAGCAAGAAGAAAACAGAUGAACUUAGAAAUCUACACAAACUGCUUUACAACAGACCAGGCACAGUAAGACCUUCUGUUUCUCCUUUAAUGAAUGUGGUUCAGUUCAGUGGCUUUCCUUUUGAAAAAGAAAUUAUCCAAUAUAAAAAGAAGGAAGAAAUGUUGAAAAAAUUUAGAAAUGCCAUGUUAAAGAGUAUCUGUGAAAUUCUAGAUUUGGAGAGAUCGGGUGUAAAUAGUGAACUAGUGAAGAGGGUUUUGAAUUUUUUAAUGCAUCCAAAGCCUUCUGGCAAACCAUUGCCAAAAUCUAAAAAAUCCUCUAGCAAAGGCAGUAAAGAGGAACGGAACAGUUCUGGAAUGGCAAGGAAGGCUAAGCGAACCAAAUGUCCUGAAAUUCUGUCAGAUGAAUCUAGUAGUGAUGAAGACCCAAAGAAAAACAAAGAAGAGUCUUCAGACGAUGAAGAUGAAGAUAGCGAAGAGGAGCUGCCAAAAAAGACAUCUAAAAGAGAAAAACCCAAACAGAAAGCUACUCCUAAAAGUAAAAAAUCCGUAAAAAGUGCUAACGUUAAGAAAGCUGAUAGCAGUACCACCAAGAAGAAUCAAAACAGUUCUAAAAAAGAAAGUGAAUGUGAGGAUAGUGCAGAUAAUGAUCUUUUAAUUAAAAAGUUGAAGAAACCACCUACAGAUGAAGAGUUAAAGGAAACAGUAAAGAAAUUAUUGGCCGAUGCUAACCUAGAGGAAGUCACAAUGAAGCAGAUUUGCAAAAAGGUAUAUGAAAAUUAUCCUGCUUACGAUUUAACUGAAAGAAAAGAGUUCAUAAAAACAACCGUUAAAGAGCUCAUUUCUUGAGACAGAGGACAGAGACUGAGGACUUGUUCCCAUAGAUUUGAAGAUCUGAUUUAUACCAUUAUACCAGCAAAGAGAGAAUGUAUUUUCUUUUCUAAAUCCUCGUUAAGCAUCGUGUUGGUAGACCUCCUUACUGCUGACCCUUUUAUCUUGAGUGUUACACAAAUUUGAGUUUGUUAUUUAAAAUUGCAUUUCUGUGCAGUUUUUAGUUUAAACUCUUGCAUGGCAGUACCUGUCCCUUGCUUUAUAGUUGUAUUUUGUACAUUUUGCAUUUCUUUAUAUAAGGUCAUAGACUGAACUGUUGUGGUUUUUAGUGCACUUAAUAAUAGCUUGCUUAAGACAUACUUUUAAUCAAGUAGAAAAACUAUUGUGGCUAGCAUUUAUACAUGCAGAGACUAUUGCAGUAUUUAGUAUAUGAAAUAUUUUGAAUACACAUCUGUCCUCUUGGUGGCAGUGUUCAGUAUAUUAGAAAUACACAGGCUCCAGCUGUCCAGACAACUGAAUUGGAACUUUUCUUUU